Molecule: messenger RNA, 1669 nt
Organism: Camellia sinensis
Lineage: Eukaryota; Viridiplantae; Streptophyta; Magnoliopsida; Ericales; Theaceae
Product: phosphoserine aminotransferase 2, chloroplastic
Biological process (GO): L-serine biosynthetic process
Cellular component (GO): cytoplasm; chloroplast stroma
Molecular function (GO): pyridoxal phosphate binding; O-phospho-L-serine:2-oxoglutarate transaminase activity
Source: RefSeq, a predicted model, not a curated record
AUAUCUCCAAAGCUCAUCGUCUCAAAACUUGCUGAGAUCCCUUCACCUAAAGUAACUCUUUGAAUAUUUCUAGAGAGAGAAAGUUAGAGAGAGAGAGAGAGAGCGCCCUCUUCCUACCCCCAAAAACACCAUGGCAAUGUCAGGAGCUUCCUCUCAUUCCCUCCUCCUCAAAAACCCUAAUCUCAACCUAUUCAACAACUACAUAACCACCACAACCCACCUGAAUGCCUUCCCACUGAACCGCCCCAACAAACCCAUCUCAGUCACCUGCUCCACCGCAUCCCAAAUCCGGGAUCGCCCCUCCGCCGCCUCCCAAUCCCAAGAUCGCGUCUUCAACUUCGCCGCCGGCCCCGCCACCCUCCCUGAGAUCGUCCUCAAGAAGGCCGAAUCCGAGGUCUACAACUGGCGUGGCUCCGGCAUGAGCGUCAUGGAGAUGAGCCACAGAGGUAAAGAAUUUCUCUCCAUUAUCCAAAAAGCAGAGUCAGAUCUGCGAACCCUCCUCCAAAUCCCCUCCGAUUACGCCGUCUUGUUCUUGCAAGGCGGCGCCACCACCCAAUUCGCCGCCAUUCCUCUCAAUCUCUGCACACCCGACGACCCUGUUGAUUUCAUUGUCACUGGGUCUUGGGGAGACAAGGCUUUCAAGGAAGCCACAAAGUACUGCAAACCCAGUGUGAUUUGGUCCGGCAAAUCUGACAAAUACACGAAGAUUCCAUCUUUUGAUGAUCUUCAACAAAACCCACACGCCAAGUAUUUGCAUAUUUGCGCCAAUGAAACCAUUCACGGUGUUGAAUUCAAAAACUACCCUAUUCCCAAUAACAAAGAGAGUCUUUUGAUUGCCGACAUGUCUUCCAAUUUCUGCUCAAAGCCGGUGGAUGUUUCCAAAUUCGGAUUGAUCUACGCGGGUGCCCAGAAAAACGUUGGUCCAUCUGGGGUUACAAUUGUGAUUAUCAGGAAAGAUUUGAUUGGGAAUGCUCAGGAAAUUACUCCAGUGAUGCUGGAUUACAAGAUCCAUGCUGAGAACAAUUCGCUCUACAAUACCCCUCCUUGUUAUGGGAUUUACAUGUGUGGAUUGGUGUUUGAAGAUCUCUUGGCUCAGGGUGGAUUGGUGGAAGUUGAGAAGAAGAACAUGAAGAAAGCUCAGAUUCUUUACGACACCAUUGAUCAGAGCAAUGGGUUUUAUCGAUGCCCAGUUGAGAAAUCCGUGAGGUCUUUGAUGAAUGUUCCAUUUACUUUGGAGAAAUCUGAAUUGGAGGCUGAGUUUAUCAAGGAGGCUGCGAAGGAGAAGAUGGUGCAGCUGAAAGGGCAUAGAUCGGUGGGAGGAAUGAGAGCUUCGAUAUACAAUGCUAUGCCUUUGGCUGGAGUUGAGAAGUUGGUUGCUUUCAUGAAGGAAUUUCAAGCGAGGCAUGGUUAAUUCUGAUGUUGUUCUGGUAGAGAAAUUUAUUUUAGUGUUUUGCUUUGUUUGCAAUUUGAUUUUUGUUGCAUUUUUAUGUUUGUUGUUCUGUUUUUUGGGCAUACCUUUUAGGUUGUUUUUGGGAAUGUUGAUGAUGUAUCCAGUGAGAAGAAUUUACUACUCAAUGUGAUUUGUCCCUGGAAGAUUAUGAUUAAUGUCAGGAUAAUGGUUCUAUCCUAUGUUAUUUUCAUGUAUGAGUUAUAUUGAGGAGUAUUUUGG